This is a messenger RNA of Kalmanozyma brasiliensis GHG001, 675 nucleotides long. RefSeq names its product GNAT domain protein. The record is from RefSeq and is a predicted model, not a curated record. NCBI's taxonomy places the organism in Eukaryota, Fungi, Basidiomycota, Ustilaginomycetes, Ustilaginales. Gene Ontology annotation, molecular function: acyltransferase activity, transferring groups other than amino-acyl groups. Bases 1 to 675 code for a protein of 224 amino acids. The transcript has a single exon.
AUGGCGUCGUCAAGCUUUGUGGUGCGGUCCGUAUCGCCGUCGGAAGCGCGAACGAUGGCGCGCAUGCAGCACGACGCAUUCAACGAUCCGACCAAUUCCACCCACGACGAAGUGUCCACCUUGCUCUCUGCCGAAGUGGACCCGGAGACGGGGCGGAUGCCAACACGAGAUGAGAUGGAGGACAAGAUGACGGCCUCGCAUGCGGCGUUGUUUGACAAGGAAGGGUAUUGCAUUGUUGGAGCGUACAGCGAAGCGGGGGUUAUGGCGGGAUUCGCCAUCUGGCGCGCCAUUUCGCCGAUCACACCGCCCGAGUCGGUGGAGACGAACAAGACCGAGAAGGAGCAGCCGAGUCUGUUCAAUCGCUUCUUCGCCCAGAUGAACCGGACGAGGGAUGCAACCAUGGAAGGGAAAAGGUACUGGUUUCUGAAGCUGCUCAUAAUCGACCCAAGCUUUCAGCGAAAGGGGCUAGGCAGUAAGCUGGUCAACUGGGGCACGAGCAGGGCGGAUGAGGAAGGUGUGUGCGCCUGGCUGGAGAGCAGCCCUAUGGGCAAAGGUGCUUACCUCAAAGCUGGGUUCCGCGUACUUGGUAUGGACAGGGUCGACGAGCCAAAGGCGCAGAAAGGGUAUGUAGAGUGGCCAUACAUGAUCCAUGAGCCGAAAGGGAAGGAAGCGUAG